Molecule: messenger RNA, 834 nt
Organism: Paramecium tetraurelia
Lineage: Eukaryota; Ciliophora; Oligohymenophorea; Peniculida; Parameciidae
Exons: 4
Source: RefSeq, a predicted model, not a curated record
AUGAACCAAAAAUUAAACCGAAUCCUUUAUUCUUAGGGUAAUAUGACUACAAGCGCGACCUAGUCUCCAUCGUAAAACAUAAACUAUAACGAUGCAGGAGAGCUACUGGAUAUGAAACUCAACUAAGUUCGGAAAAUAAACCGAUAGCAGAAUGAUAACAUCAGAUUGCUGAAGUCUCGACUGAAUCAUAUCCAACAUUAAGAUUUUAAUUGCUAGAGGAAUAUAUCUAGAACAAGUAAUGAAAUUUAAUCAAUAAUUUCUACUAAAUCUAGAGUCAAUGAGGACUAGAUGAGGAAGCAAUUCCUGGAUGAGAUCAGAUAAAAGAAACUUCAAGAAUAUUCACAAAGAGCUAAUUUGUCAAAAAUGGAGAGAAUAAAACGGAGCUAGAAUGUUGAAAACUGUAAGUUAUAAAUGUAUUUGAUAGAGAAAUAAAUAUACUCUGAAACUCAUUCUUUCUUAAAUAAAGAAUAUAAAUCGAAUUUAUCUCAAGCAAAAUUGUAAACUUGGAAUGAAAUUUAUGGGACUAAUUGCAAAUCUCACAAACAGAUCAGAUAGGCUCAUCUUCAACAUCAAUAAGACAAAAUCAUCUAAUUACAAUUGAAACAAUAAGAAGGAUCAUAUAAUUAUAAAUAGAAGAUAAUAAAGGAAGCAUAGCAAUUUCAAGAAAGACAAAUGAGAGUAACAGAAUUAGAAGAGGCAGAAGAAUAAUUUUUGAUGAAACUAAAAGUCACUCAGAGUAAGAACCGAUCUAUGAGUGCAAAAAAGGAAGAGAUAAGGAGAAUUCCUGCCGAAAAAAUAGCAAUCAGCAAAAAUAAUCUCUUUAGAAUAAAUUGA